AUUCUCUUUCUGACUGAACAGAGAGAGGAAAGCAGCAAAGAGACAAGUCAGUGGUUGACAGAUUGGGUGGGAACAGAUCCACCAAUGGUCCUCCGAAUCCCUCUGCGUAGAAGUGCCAGCUUCACCCCAGACCACCAGUCUGGGGUGGAGGCACCCACUCCUUCACCACUGAAAGUGGAAGCCAAUGUGGUGGUCCUUGGAGCAGACAGCGUGGGAAAAUCAGGUGAGUUCUGUCACUGGGCGAAAGUAAACGAAAGGUGAGCCAAACGAUGGAAACCUGGAAACUAGAUGCUGCGAAACACCCCCUCAAAGACAGAAACCCUCUAUUUUGGGGACUUCUCAACUUGAUCUGCAUGCAAAACUUAAAUUUAACGUGUGGAGAGUUCUCUUUUGCCUUUCAGAAAAGGUAGCUAGGGUGGAACACAACUCAGCAAUGUUUUGUGAGUUCGAUAUUUACAGUACACAAGAAAAGUUGCAUGAUCCACUAUGAUCCAGUUGUAUGAGUCAAUUGCUAACCUCUCAUCAGAUUUGCUAAAUGAUGUGAAGUGCAGAGGGAAGAUUGCAGUAUUUCACAGCUCACUCAAAUGUCUUCUUUUUAAAAAUUAUUUUUUGUUUCUUAACUCUUUCUCAGUAUAUAUUUCCAGUGGACUUCUGUGCAUGUUUGCUCAGAAGUAGAUCCGGCUGAUUUCAAUGGGACUUACUCUCAAGUAGACGUACAAAUGAUUGCAGCCUUACUUUAAAGAAACUCUAAUCUGAAGCAUAAUGAUUGCAUCCAUACAUGAAAUAUAUUCUGUAAUUUGUCAAUAGCUGCAUCUUUUUUUGUGAGUUUUUGCAUACUAACUUGGAUGUUAAUUGAGGCAUUGCUAGCAAGUGGCCUGUAGGCAAACAAAGUGACCAUCUUGUCAUAGCUAAGCAGGCUUGAGUCUGGUUAAUGCCUGGAUGGGUAACUGUGUGGGAACUAUAUUUAUGUCACCUUGGGUUCUAUGGUGGAAGAAAGGUGGAGCAGAAAUGUAAGAAAUAAAGAAAAAAUAACAGCCCAGUCAUAUGCUCCCCAAGUGUUACGGAACUCGGUAUGAAGGAAAUUCCACAAAAAUUCAAUUGAACUUAGAAAUAAGGCUGCUAUCCUGAAUACAAUUAUUAGGGAGCAAGCUCCACAGAAUGCAGUGAACUGGUGUGCAUGUAACGCUAAACCAAACCAUGGUUUAGUGCAAAUGCACAAGUGUGAAGGUUCCCAGAAAGAAGAUUGUGUGUGCUCCUUGCCCCGUUCUCCUCCUGCUGCAUUUAUGUGAGCGACGCCAUAAUUUGGCUGACUGUAUCAUUUGAGCCCCGGUUCUUGAUUUGUCUCCUCCAAACAAACCGUGAGCUGCAAAAGAGUGAACAAACCUUAGCUAUAAAUGGUUUGUCUAGAAUGAGACAAACCACAAGCUCGGGUUCAAAUGGAAUGCUAAACCAAGCCAUGGCUUAGGCCCAGGUCGUAUGCUGGCAACAAUACCAGGAGAGGAGUUCAGCAGGAUGCAAUUCUCCUCGUGUUCAUGCUAAGCCAUGGUUUGGCACAGCAUUACAUGCAAACCAGCACAGUGGAACUAAACAUGAUUGGGAUUGUUCUAUAAUUAUAGAUGUUUACAGGGGUAGCGACCUACAACUGUGCAAACAUCUUUAAUUGGAAAUGGCCAUAAGCACAUAGUUAUAAACCAUGUGCAAAAUUACGCUUUCGGCUCUGUAAAACUUAAUAUUUUCUCAUCGGGGGGAAAAAAUAGCUGUCAGAUCAGCUACAAAUCCAGCAAACUUAAUUUUGAUAACUUUCAUAUUUGCAGGUUUGAGUUUAUGUCUGUGGUGGUGUGGUUUUGUUCUGUUUUUCUGAGAAUAGAACAAAGGUCCCCCCCCCCAUCUCAAUAUCUGUCCUACAUAACAGUUACAACUCCCACUCUUUUUCACAGCUUUGACAGUGCGCUUCCUCACUAGAAGGUUCAUCGGGGAAUAUGGAGACAUGGGUGAGUGUCAUAAUUGCAUCAUUGCACGGACAGAUUUGUGCCUGUUAAUUUCAUGUCACCCUUGGGGAGGCUGGAUGGUUUGAAAAAACAAGAAAAAAAAUCCCGCUUGCAAAAAUGGAUGGUGUGCAAAGGGCUGGGUUGUUUCCUUCUGCCGUGAAAUGUGGAGCAGGAAGGGAUGGGUAGAUCGGAAUACCAUCCAGUGAGGGGAUUCUAGGAAAAACCAGUGCCAGCAUAUGGGAUUCUCAGGCAGCUGCCAGAGUCUGUCUCUGCGCUGAUGCCUGCUUCUCCAAAUCUGAAACCAGCCCUGGGACCUCCGUCCUGUAGUGGAUCUGCUUUGCAUGCAGAAAGUGCCAGAUUCAAUCUUCUGACAUCUCUAGGUAGGGCUUGGACACCCUAGUCCAGGGGUCAGCAACCUUUUUCAGCUGUGGGCCAGUCCACCGUCCCUCGGACCAUGUGGUGGGCCAGACUAUAUUUUGAAAAAAUAAUAAUGAAUGAAUUCCUAUGCCCACAAAUAACCCAGAGAUGCUUUUUAAAUAAAAGGACACAUUCUACUCAUGUAAAAACACGCUGAUUCCUGGAUCGUCCGUGGGCUGUGUUGAGAAAGCGAUUGGGCCACAUCCGGCCCACGAGCCUUAGGUUGUCUACCCCUGCCCUAGUCUGCCAGUCAGUGUGGGCAGUACUGAGCUAGGUGAGCCAAUAAGGGAACUUCCUAUGACCUCUGCCAUUUUAGCAUCAUAUGGUGGCUCCAACAGAGCACUACUCCUGGGCACUAUGGAAAAUUAAAAUGGCAGCUCUAAGCUAUCCGGCACUGGCUGUAGCACCAUCAACAAGGCCAGAUAAGCCCAUCCAGAUCCACCAGAACCUGGAGGCUGCUUUCCCCAGGACCUGUUCAGUCCUCCAGCUGGUCCAGAUUCUUAGCCUUCUGCUCAGCUGCCACAAGGAAGCCACUUAUAACUAACACUGCAUAGUAGCUGCCUCCACACAGUGUGCCAUUUUGUGUGUACAAUCAAACCUUGGUUGUUGAAUGUAAUCCGUUCUGGAAGCCCAUUCAGCUUCCGAAAUGUUCGACAACCGAGGCACGGCUUCCGAUUGGCUGCAAGAGCUUCCUGCACUCAAGCAGAAGCUGUGCCAGAUGUUCGGCUUCCGAAAAACGUUAGAAAACCGGAACACUUACUUCUGGGUUUUUGUCUUUCGGGAGCCGAAACAUUCCAAAAUGGAGGUGUUUGGGAACUGAGGUUUGGCUGUAUAAAGUUGCCACUAAGGAGGAAGGAGAAAUCUUGAUUCAUAGAAUUGUUGAGUUAGAAGGUACCCUGAGGAUUAUCUCGCCCAACCGCCUGCAGUGCAGGAAUAUUGCUGCUGUCCCAUCCACGGAUUGAAACUGUAUAAAACUUUUCAGUUCUCGUUUCUUGCUUUACGAGGCUGCCAGUUGCUAACACCUGGAGAGGUUGGAAAGGGAGUGGCAGAGGAGCAGACACACAGAGGGGAAGUGAGAGAACAGAACUAUCGGGAGUGGCUUUUUGGCAAACCUGAACUGUAUGCUUUUCCCCCACCCAGAGUCUAUCUACACCCACACUUUGGCAGCGGAAGGCAGAGAGAUCCUCUUCCACAUCUGGGAUUUCCCUUGCUCGCAGGUGAGGGGGUUAUCCUACGCUAUCACUGAUCAGAAGGUUGGUGUUUCAAAUCCCUGCAACGGGGUGAGCUCCCGUUGCUCUGUCCCAGCUCCUGCCAACCUAGCAGUUUGAAAGCAUGGCAGUGCAAGUAGAUAAACAGGUACCGCUGUGGCGGGAAGGUAAACGGUGUUUCCGUGCGCUCUGGUUUCUGCCACAGUGUUCCGUUACACCAGAAGCAGUUUAGUCUUGCUGGCCACUUGACCUGGAAAGCUGUCUGUGGACAAACGCUGGCUCCCUCAACCUGAAAGCAAGAUGAGUGCUGCAAUCCCAUAGUCACCUUUGACUGGACUUAACCAUCCACACUAUCACCUUCAUUUGACUUCCAGUACUUAUACUCCACCUUUGAACAGCUAUGACAAAAGGUUGACAAGAGAUUCAUGGGCAGUGCCAUGAUUGUGGGGGGUGGGGAUUUUUUUUUUAAUAAGAAAGUAAACUAUUUAAAACAAAUGCAAAGCGAGCAACAGUUAAGAAUAUAAAUAUUUCCAGUUGAUCUCAGUUAGUUCCCAAAGGUCUGGCAGAAGAUCAGUACCUUUAAAUUACAAGCUUCGUGCCAAAUUCCUCUGUGUGUGUGUGUGUGUGUGUGUGUGUGUGUGUGUGUAAAACUCCACUUUCUGAGGCCCCAUCUGCCCUCUUAUAUCACUUUAAACAGCCGUGGCUUUCCACGAAGAAUUCUGGGAACUAUCGUUUGUUAAGGGUGCUGAGAGUUGUUCCCCUUCACGGAGCUACAAUUCCCAGAGUGGUUUAACAAUCAAUCCCUCUUCCCAGGGAGCUCAGGGAAUUAUUGCUGUACAAGGGGAAUAGGAGUCUCCUCUUGACGAGAGUGCAGCAAGUUUAAAAGCUGUGUGUGAGACUGUUGCACAGGAUUAGUCUCUUGAGAAGUACCUGACUACCGUAACUAUGGGAAUUCCGGCCAAUGGCGUUUGUUUCUUGACUUGAGCUGAUAUGGGAUCUCAACCAAACUGAGGAUGUAGAUGAUAUGAUUCUAUGGUGCUCCUCUGAAACACCAGCCUUGUUAAUGUUAUUUUAUUGCAUCUCCUGGGUUCUCAACUUAUUUGUCAUCUGAUUAAAUUAGAUUACAUUUUAGUCACAUGAGCUUCAGUCAAUAAACUGAAUAAAUCUGCAUAUGUGAAAAACAAUAAUUGUGAUGAAGAAGAUAUUAUUAUUAUUUCUUUCAUAUUGGGUUGGAAGGGCUCAAUAUGUUGCUGCAACUCCCAUCAUUCCUGACCAUUGGCAAUCCUGCUUGAGGCUGAGUCCAACAGCAUUGCAGAACUGCAGGUUCUCCAAUCCAGCUUAGAAGAUACAUCUUUCCUUCUCUCUCCCCGCCAAGGGAAUGCUUUAUAUUUGCAGACCAACUGUUUAAUAAGGGCAUUGCUUUUAUCAAUAAAAAAGAGCAACCAAUCAAUAGACUAAACAUGGGAACCCUUACAUUUUCCUUCCUUUUCAGGAGCGGACAGAUGAGAGCUCUUCUGAGGACAAGCGCAUCCAGUGGGCUGAUGGCUUUGUCUUGGUCUACAGCAUCUGUGACCGAGCCAGCUUUAACAGUGUGCAACCCAAAAUCCAGUUCAUCAAGGCAGCCAAGGAAGGACCAGCCCAGGAGAAAGUGCCCAUUGUCAUUGUGGGCAACAAGCGAGACUUGCAUCACCGGCGCACGGUCUCCAGCGAGGAGGGCAGGCUCCUGGCUCUCUCCUUAGACUGUGAGUUCUAUGAGGUGUCAGCAGCAGAGGCCUACCACGGGGCCCUCGUGGUCUUCAACAGCCUGGCGGAACGCAUCUGCGAGGCCAAACUCGCCGUGAAGAAGGGCACUGGUAUCCGUAGCAUCGUGAAGAGCGUGUCUGCUGUGUUUGCCCGGAAGAGAACAGACUCCAUGUGAGACAUGGUGGAAGCUGGUCCGCCAGGGCGAACAGGGCACUGCCCCACUAACCUCAGUCUGCUCUCAGCCAGCUCCCGCCUGCCUGCCUGCCUGCCUGCCUUCUUAUGUACGACCCAUCAGUACAGGCUCGGACUGUCAGUGGCUGUGGCGCCACCUACUGUUGGUCUCCUUGCCUUCUGCCCUUCCAGUCCCAAUGGGCACCCACCACCACUAGUGAGAUGGACUGAGAAUAUGAGAAACACCAUGGCAUCCAGCCUUCACUGCCUGGAGUAGGGUAUCUCAUUCUUCUAACCCUGCUCCAGAGGCAAGAGUCUGCAGGGCAAUGCGACUCAAUAGGCAAUAAAGUGAUUCCUUGUGGUGUUGAAAUACAAGAGGUGCCAGGCUGCCCUUAAGGGGGGAUGAACGUUCCCUUCCCCCUGAACUUUCACACAGUAGGAAUUGGGUCAGGGGCAGCUAGCUUCUUGCCCAAGACCCUUGAUUUAAGCUGGAGGGGGGGGGUCUGCAUUUCAAUCUCCUGUAUUGAUGCACGAGAGCUGCUAUAAAACCUUGGUUUUUGCACAGGGCCAUAUCUCUAGACCAGCCAUUCUCAACCUUGGAUUCCUAGAUGUUGUUGGACUACAACUCCUAUCAUUCCUAGCCAGCAUGGCCAGUGUUCAGGGAUGAUGGGGGAGGUAGUUCAAGAGCCCCUGAGAACCCAAGAUUGAAAAAAAGGCUGUUUUGGACCGAUGGCCCAAAGAGACAAUGGUUGCAUCCACACCAUAUUUUUAAUUCAUAUUUAAAGUGUGCCCUCGCCCUGCAAAGAAUACUGGGAACUGUAGUUUGCUUGGGGUAUUGGGAAUUGUAGCUUUUUGAGGGGUAAAUGACAACUCCCAUGAUUAUUUGGGUUUGGGCCAUAAACAUGCUUUAAAUGUGUGGAUGCGACCGUCCAACAUCUUCAUUUUACACCCCAUGGCACAGAUGGGAAUUUCACUCAAUGUAUGGGAUUGCAAAUCUCAUUGUCAGCUCUGGAAUAGGAAUAACUCUGUACAGAGCUAUCUUACACUGAGUCACCCACCUGGCCCAGUACAUCCUAAUUUGGCUUGCUGGCAACAACUCUUACAGAGGAUUCCCCAGGUCUGCUACCCAAGAGCCUUUAACUGGAGAGGCCAGGGAUUCAGGUGACUUCAGCAUGGUCCCCUCUGGUGGUCCUUCCUCUGCACUGGUGGCCACCAACAGGCUUAUCAGCGCUGCUGCAGGCCCUGGGGCAGGGGUUGGGUGUGCCCCGCCAUUUUAAUUUCCAGUCGUGCCCCUGAGCAACGUUAUGGGGCGUUGUGGGAAAUUAAAACCCAGCUGCGGUCUCCAACACUGGUGGGGCUGCUUGGUGAUGCUGGACCUGAACAGUAGAAUCUGGGACUUUAUUCAUGCAAAGCAUUCCCAUCUCUUAAGCUCCGUGGAGGCUGAAUGGGGCAAGCUUAUAUGGUAUGAUCUUAGCCUCUCCCUGUUCACGUUGGUGUCGAGUCCUCGCUCCUCCCGCCUUGGUAACAGCAGCUUGGAAGAAGCAUACUGUCAGCUGUGUGUUCUGAGCAAAGAGGCAAGAAUCUUUGCCAAGUCUUCCUCCAGCCUCCGGUUCUGUCUUGCUUGCUUUCGACUUGACUGCUUUACUGCUGAGCUACAGCGAUGUGAGUAGGUGCCUGGAACUCCAUGUCCUAAUCAGCCACCCCUCCCUCCCGAUCCGUUGGCUGGCAGCAGGCAGCUGCUGUUCUUAAGUGAUGUACAGCACACGCCUGUGCAAAGGGAGACAUGGCUUCCUUCCAGGGCCUUGUGUGGGUGUGGUAGGUCUUAAAUAGCCCGAUCCCAGAGAGGAGCUGGAGCUUGUCUUCUGCUGGAAAAUUGUCCCCGGGGCCCCUAAGAAGCGAUGGAAAGUGCAAGGAAUUGGGAGCAGUCGACUCCUCUGGCAGAGAAAGGAGGUUGCAAGGAGAUGAUCUGCCCUUUCACCCUAGAUGCACAGAUUGGGUUGGGCAGUGGCUGUUCAGUGCAGAGGGAGAAGCACUCGAUAUGCGCUAUUGAAAACAAUCCUUUGCAUGCAAAGGAAACCAAUUCCCAGUUAGCAGCCUAGUGGAGAGAAGUUACAAGGUCUACCUGGAGUUGGUUUCUUUGGAAUGAGAUCGCGGUAUACAUGGUGUUGAACUUCAGCUCCCAUCAGCUCCAUCGGCCGGUCAUCACGAACUGGAGCUUUUGUCCAGCAAUACCUGGGGGGCGGGCAGGAUUCUCCACUUCUGUUCUAGUGUUGCAGCCUACAACUGUUGUUUCCACAAAGCAUAGCCACUUCCUGAAUAUAUGUGUGUAAUUUCAAGUCACUACCAUGUGCUCCUCUUUCUACGGUGAGCUGAGAAGGCUGAGUGUGUAAAUAAGACGGAUGUGGCUGUUUCUAGACUCAUUUCUGUGCUGGUACUUUGCUUUUGUGCACAAGGGAGUAAAAUAAACACAGAUGCACCUCUUGUUC
This is a messenger RNA of Podarcis lilfordi (Lilford's wall lizard), 8013 nucleotides long. NCBI's taxonomy places the organism in Eukaryota, Metazoa, Chordata, Lepidosauria, Squamata, Lacertidae. The record is from the annotation of a GenBank genome assembly.